Molecule: messenger RNA, 573 nt
Organism: Phycomyces blakesleeanus NRRL 1555(-)
Lineage: Eukaryota; Fungi; Mucoromycota; Mucoromycetes; Mucorales; Phycomycetaceae
Exons: 5
Cellular component (GO): mitochondrion
Source: RefSeq, a predicted model, not a curated record
AAUGGCGUCGCGCUUUGCUAGCAAAACCUCUCUCUUGAAAUCAUCACCCGUUAGUCAGAUCCUCAAGCGCUCAUACGCGUCUGAGCACGGUUCUGCUAAGCAUGCUACAGAGUCUUUCCCUGAAGAAAGAUUUAGCAGCAAUGUCUGGAGAAACUCUUUGCUCACCAUUAUUGCCGGUGUUGUAUUUUAUCGUGUGAGCGAACAUGUCACUGGUCAGGGUGAAGAGAAGCAUCCUUUCACAAAGUGGAUUGAGUACCGUAUGACCCCCAGCACAGAGAUGGAUCGCAUCAACACUGAAAACCUUGAAGCUGCAGAGAAGUUGGCCGAGUAUAGACUUGUUUAUCAGGAUGCUCAACGCGCGCCUAUCUACCGCAUGAGAUACCCAGAGUCUUUUGAGCGUGCAAGUGCUCGCGGUUUGACUGCUGGUAGCCAUGCUGACUUGACCGACCUCAAGAUCAGAUCAGAUUAAAUAUUUUCGUACCCUUUAGACCUUGUUUUGUUCUAAUCGUAACAAUAAACAAUGUUUUUUUUUAUUUCAUUAAAAGAGCAUAUAGUUAUUAUACGUGGGGCUGU